AUGAAGCAGAAAACAAUCGUUAUCAAAUUUAUCAUUGUGCAAAUUACAAAAAUUGGAAAAAAAAUUUGAAGCGAUGAUGAAAUUUAUUUGAAAUAUUACUCGCUUUUUCGAUAGCAAUUUUUUGAUUUAUGCUUCCAAAUCUAUCAAAAUGACAAACGAAACUUCUCAAUCAGGAUCACAAUUGGAUACGGGACGAACGUUGGCGAAACGAAAUGAGAAGUGGUAUCCUGCAGAAAUCAUACAUAAACGUUUCAACGAAGAACGUAACUAUAACGAGUACUAUGUCCAUUAUGACGGUUGCGAUCGACGAUUGGAUCAGUGGCUACCUCCUGAACAAGUGAAAGAAUUACUGGAUGAGAAUGAUGAUACCAAGCCUGGUGAACAAAUUCUCAGCGAAGCCAUCGCUGCUUCUACAAUCGAUUCCAACGAAGGAGGAUACCGAAAAAUUACUCGAAAUCAGAAAAGACGUCAUAAUGAAAUUAAUCACGUUCCUAAAUCGAUUGCCGAAAUGGACCCGGAGACAGCUGCUUUGGAAAGAGAACACGAAGCUUUAACUAGAGUCAAAUACAUCACGAGAAUUCAAAUCGGCUGUUUUGAAAUCGACACUUGGUAUUUCAGUCCUUAUCCGGACGAUUACGGCAAAGUACCGAAAUUGUGGAUAUGCGAAUACUGUCUUCGGUAUAUGCGUUUCGAAAUGUCGUAUAAUUUACACAGAGCAGAGUGUAACUGCCGUCAACCACCUGGUAAAGAGAUCUACAGAUUUGGUUCGAUAUCAAUAUGGGAAAUGGAUGGAAGCGUGCAUAAAAUAUAUUGCCAAAAUUUAUGUCUCAUGGCUAAAUUAUUUUUGGACCAUAAAACGUUGUUUUUCGACGUGGGCCCCUUCAUGUUUUACGUUAUGUGCCAAGUAGAUAGAAAUGGAGCUCACAUUAUCGGAUAUUUUUCAAAAGAAAAAUUUUCCUCCGAAGGUAAUAACGUCGCUUGUAUAUUAACUCUACCUCCGUACCAGAGAAAAGGAUAUGGAAAAUUGUUGAUCGCUUUUAGUUACGAAUUAAGCAAAAUAGAAGGAGCAAUUGCCAGUCCGGAAAAGCCGUUAUCCGAUCUUGGACUACUAUCUUACAGAUCUUAUUGGUCUUGGGUAUUACUUCAGCAUCUGAACGCUUCGUGUAAACCUCUUUCCAUUAAAGAAUUAAGUUAUAAAACUAGUAUAACGGAAACGGACAUUAUAACGACGCUUCAGUCUAUGAAUUUACUCAAGUACUGGAAAGGCAAUCACGUAAUUAGUGUGACGGCUAAAUCUCUUCACGAUUUAUCGAAGCAAUAUAAAAAGCCGAAGUAUCAUAUUGACAAAUCAGCAAUCAGAUGGACGCCUCCGUAUAAGAAGAUCAAUAAUCGACAUACUAAAAUUUUGUAAACUUUAAAAUAAGCUCAAGUAAAUAGUGAAUAAUUUUUUUUU
Planococcus citri (citrus mealybug) is the source of this 1453-nucleotide messenger RNA. RefSeq names its product histone acetyltransferase KAT8-like. The transcript has 6 exons. Gene Ontology annotation, molecular function: transcription coregulator activity; histone H4K16 acetyltransferase activity. Gene Ontology annotation, biological process: positive regulation of transcription by RNA polymerase II; negative regulation of DNA-templated transcription. Gene Ontology annotation, cellular component: chromatin; MSL complex. The record is from RefSeq and is a predicted model, not a curated record. Bases 149 to 1411 code for a protein of 420 amino acids. Lineage: Eukaryota; Metazoa; Arthropoda; Insecta; Hemiptera; Pseudococcidae.